AACCCUAGCGAUGGGGCGCGCGCGCGUGUGUGACAUCGUCUGCUAGCAACUCGGCGACCAGUCACGUGUUUGCGAUGACGGCGUACGGUCGGCGACACCUCGUCGACUAAACGUGUCGCAUUCUUUCUCUAUACGUUUCGUGACAACUGCUUUACACCGUGACGCGACGAGAUAGACUUGCUCCACCCCCACCCGUGUCGUGGCCGUGCGUGUCGUAUUUUGUGUGUCUACGUUUUAUGUCGAUUACAUUACAUCGUAACGUGCGGAGAAAUACGCACGCACCCACCGUGUCGUGUCCGUGCGUGACCUAUACGCGUGCGUGCGUGCGGGCGUGUGUGUGUGUGUGACACAUUAACCACCGCGAGCGUACCGUCUCUCCAGCUCUCCAGUGCUAACAUCACCACGGAAGCCGCACGGACGAAGCCUCAUGCAAUUGUGAAACGUGUGAAAUGAGUGUGAAACCCUCAUAAAAUCUACGAGAGCGAUAGCGACAGAGGUAGACGGACUGGACGGACGCAAACGAAAACUACGCCACACUAUUAUUACCCUCCUCCGCGCAAACCUCACCAGCCGAGAUCGACUAGCGUAAAACUACAACGAAGGCGAUCUACAUCCUGGGGCUGAUCGACGAACCGCAUUAUUAGAUGAGCGGUGUGUCACCGUGGUGACUGGUGAGGUGUAAGGAGGCUGUGGUCUUCUUUCUCUAAUAUGGCGCGCCGUAAGAAGGAGGACGCUGCGAAGGAGAAGCAUCGGGAACAAAAGGAGAAACCGUUACAGAGGAGCGCGGCGAACGCGCGAGAGCGGGCGCGCAUGCGCGUGCUGAGCAAGGCGUUCGGUCGGCUGAAAACGACGUUGCCGUGGGUGCCGCCCGACACGAAGCUUUCCAAGCUGGACACGCUGCGGCUGGCGUCCAGUUACAUAGCUCAUCUCAAGACUAUCCUAGACGACGACAACCACGACGGCAACUCGUUGCAUCCGCUCAACCUGACGUGGCCGUUCACGUUCAACACACGCCAGCUGCAGCCCAUCCCCAGACUCAGACAGGCUCUCAAACGCAUGCGGACAACGACACCUACCGGCGAGAUUUAGCAGAAGAUCUGCAAGAGUUGAGUUCUGGGGCGGAACUCGAACUGGCAAGCAACCUCUAACACAUAGGAUGGCGCGCACGAGAGAGGGUGUGCGGAAAAGAGCGAGAGAGGAAAUGAUAGAGAGGGGGGGGGGGAGAUGGGAGGGCAGAGAAAAAGAGAAUGACACAGUUGUAUAGAGACGUGGGAGUGUGUUUGAUCUACUUUUGUACAGAUAUGAGAUAUUUUCGUUUCACCUUAUGACGAUCGAAUGAUUAUUCGUCUUAUUUCCUUCUAUGGCAUCAACCUCAUCAUUAUCAUGCAUCAUCACCAAUCAUCAUGCAUCAAAAUGCAUCAAAAUAUCAUUUCAUCAUGCAUCAAUCGUUAUGGCAACAGCAGCAGCAGCGACCGAACAAGCAACAACAUGACAAACAACAACAACAAAACAAACAAUAACAACAAGCAACAGUAGCAGCACAGAGCAGACAGCAAGCUACCUAUUAUUUAUCGGACGUAAAAUUAAGAAUCAGCGGACACGCUUCAUCAUGCACACCCGCAUGGCAGAUUAAAUUUGCUCAUUGGUCUGUAAAUUAUAAAGUGUCACGAUCU
Priapulus caudatus is the source of this 1673-nucleotide messenger RNA. RefSeq names its product transcription factor 21-like. Lineage: Eukaryota; Metazoa; Priapulida; Priapulimorpha; Priapulimorphida; Priapulidae. The transcript is spliced from 2 exons. Bases 709 to 1089 code for a protein of 126 amino acids. The record is from RefSeq and is a predicted model, not a curated record. Gene Ontology annotation, biological process: developmental process; regulation of transcription by RNA polymerase II. Gene Ontology annotation, molecular function: RNA polymerase II transcription regulatory region sequence-specific DNA binding; DNA-binding transcription factor activity, RNA polymerase II-specific; protein dimerization activity.